GCGUUUGCCUUCAGGUCGUCACGCCGAGCCAAGCUACAGGUUGCGAGACGGGUGGAGCUGCAGCAGCGCCGCAUGCACGCGCCCAGCGCUGCUGCCACGCGCGCACAGAACCUGGAACCACCCCCCUUCGUUGUACUGGUGCAGGGGCCACCGAAGGUGGGUAAGACAACGCUCAUCCGCUCGCUGAUAAAGCACUACACCAAACACAACAUUCCAGACGUCAAGGGACCCAUCACUGUUGUCUCAGGAAAGAAGCGGCGCCUGCUGUUCAUAGAGUGCAGUGGCAGCGUGCACGCCAUGCUGGAUGCGGCCAAAUUUGCAGACCUCGUGCUGCUGCUCAUAGACGGCAGCUUCGGAUUCGAAAUGGAGACCUUUGAGUUCCUGAACAUGCUGCAGGUGCACGGCUUCCCCAAGGUCAUGGGCGUGUUGACUCACCUGGAUGGAUUCAGAGACCCGCGCAAGCUGAAGAAGACUAAGAAAAUCCUCAAGCACCGCUUCUGGACUGAGAUCUACGACGGGGCGAAGCUGUUUUACUUAUCAGGGCUCAUUCAUGGCAGGUACCCCAAGCGCGAGGUGCUGAAUCUGGCGCGCUUCAUCUCAGUUGCCAAGUUCCGCCCUCUCUCCUGGCGAACAGCUCACGGCUAUGUGGUGGCCGAUCGUGUGGAAGAUCUGACGGACACGGAGGAGGUUCGGAGAAACCCUAAAUGCGAUCGGACGGUCGCGAUUUACGGGUACUUGCGCGGGUGCAAUUUGAAGCAGGGCUUUAAGGUGCACAUUGCUGGGUGGGCUGAUAGGGAGGCCAUGGAGAAUGACGGAACGGAUUCUGAAGAAGAUGAGGAGGAGGAGGAUGGGGACGGGGAGGAGGAGGAGGAGGAGGAGGAGGAGGAGGAGGAUGGAGGGAAGGUGGUUGGCUCGAGAAAAGAUUUUGUGCAGGCUGAGACAGGGGCAGCUGCGGUCAAGUGGAAGGAAGGUUUGGCUGCCCGGGCAGCCAAAAUGUUUUCGCGAAAGCUGAGCCUGAUGGAGCUGGUUUACGGGCAGAAGGGCGGAGGCGGCACACACGGUAAAGGGAAGGGGUUUGGGAAAGGAGCUGGUGGUGAGGGAAGUGAGGAGGAGGAAGAGGAAGGGGAUGAGGAAGAGGAAGAGGAGGAGGAGGAGGAGCUUUUUCGGCCAAGGAGGAAGCAUCAAGACGGUUCAUCCUCCUCUUCUCAAGCUGUACUCUCAGACGACAUAGAUGCGGAGGACUGUGUGCGAGUGCGUCCAGAUGCAAUGAACCUGGCGCAGUGGGAUGAUCCCGAGGUGGUUGAGUCCCUGAGGGACCGGUUUGUGACUGGGAACUGGUCCAAGGCUGGGGAGGAGGACGAGGAGGAAGGAGGGGAGGAUGGGGAAGGGAAGGAGGGUGAAGGCAAGAAGUUUCCCGGAAGGGAUCCCGAGGAGAAGGACUACAUCGAUAUCUUGAAGGAGCAGCUGGAGGCGAGGAAGCAGAGGACAGAAGCAGCACUGGCUGAAGUCGACGAGGCCACCCGCGUGGCAAUGGAGGGCUUCCCAGUGGGGGCGUACCUGCGCCUGCUGUUCCGCGCACUGCCAGGAGAAUUCAUGCAGCAUUUCGAUCCAAGGGUCCCAGUCCUUGUGGGAGCCGUUCCUCCCACAGAAGAGACACUCGGAUAUCUCAGGGUGCGUCUGAAGAAGCACAGGUGGCACCGGAAAGUACUGAAGACCCGGGACCCUCUGGUCCUGUCAGCGGGGUGGCGGCGCUUCCAGUCUGUGCCCGUGUUUGCCAUGGAGGACAGCAACGGGCGGCACCGGUUGAUCAAAUACACGCCCGAGCACAUGCACUGCCUCGCUGUCAUGUGGGCGCCGCUGCUGCCGCCCAACACUGGGCUGCUGGCGCUGUCCACUGGUGCAGCUAGUGGUAACAGCAAGCAGGCAUCCUUCCGCAUCAGCGCUACAGGCGUGGUGUUGGAGCAGCAGCAGUCAGCCCAGGUGGUGAAGAAGCUGAAGCUGGUGGGCACGCCCGUGAAGAUCUUCCGACACACAGCCUUCAUCAAGGACAUGUUCUCCUCCCAGCUUGAAGUCGCACGGUUUGAAGGGGCGGCUGUCCGUACGGUGUCAGGAAUCCGCGGGCAAAUCAAGAAGGCUCUGAAACACGGGCAGGGACCUGAAGGAAGUGUGCGUUGCGCCUUUGAGGAUAAGAUUCUGAUGAGCGACAUUGUGUUCCUGCGCGCCUGGGUCAAGGUCACUGUGCCCAAGCUCUACAACCCCGUCUGCACGCUGCUCCAAUCGCCUGGCGCCACGUGGCAAGGCAUGAAGACUGUGGCGGAGCUCAGGCGGGAGCAGCAGCUGCCCAUCCCCGUUAACAAGGACUCCCUUUACAAGCCCAUCGAGAGGCGCCCACGCUCCUUCAACCCCCUCAAGAUUCCCGCGAAGCUGCAGGCCGCUCUGCCCUUCUCCUCCAAGCCUAAGGAUGAGGUUCGGCGCACAACACCGAGCCUGGAGCAGCAACGGCCGGCGGUGGUUAUGGAGCCUCAGGAGAGGCGGCUGCACACUAUGGUGCAGCAGCUCAACACCAUCAAGAACCAAAAGGUGAAGAAGCGGAGAGAGACGACGCGCAAGAAGCGAGCGGAGUAUGAGAAGCGAAAGGCAGCGGACGAGGAGGAGCAGAAGUACAGGAGGAGGGAAGAGAAGAGGGAGAAGUACAGGAAGGAGGCGAAGAGGAAGUUCGGCGGUGGUAGGGGUGGAGGUGAUGAUGCUGGGCCGCCUGGAAAGAGGGGUCGUGGUUUGCAAGCUGAGUAA
Closterium sp. Yama58-4 is the source of this 2790-nucleotide messenger RNA. NCBI's taxonomy places the organism in Eukaryota, Viridiplantae, Streptophyta, Zygnematophyceae, Desmidiales, Closteriaceae. The record is from the annotation of a GenBank genome assembly.